UAUGGCCCUCAUCUGAGAGUGCCAGAAAAGGGAGCUAGUGCGAGCGGGAACGUUUGCGUAGUAAUUCUCAAGCCAUAAGCGAUGCCAACAAGCUGAUGUUUUAGCUAUGGCGUCGUCCCUCGCAUGCCGGUGCCCUUGCGGGGUGAGCCUAGUGUUAUCCUCAGCAUCUGCAACGCCUUCUUUGACGACCUCUCUCCUGCCACAAUUGGGAGCCAAUUUCAGCGAGAAUGGACUGAGAUUGACGAGCAGAGCGAGAAGAGGGAACAGCUCGUCGUUGGUGGUGCGCUCUGUGGAGCUCGACCAGGAUACUUUAGUGGCAAUCAGUGUCGGCGUUACUGGUUUGGCAGUCGGUAUCGGCGUGCCGAUCUUCUAUGAGUCGCAAGUGAAAAGCUCUGAGACUCGUGAGAAUGACCAGCCUUGUUUCCCGUGCAAGGGAACCGGCUCCCAGGUCUGCCGUUUCUGUGUAGGCGCCGGUAACAUCACGGUGGAGCUCGGUGGGGGGGAGCGAGAAGUCUCGAAGUGCAUCAAUUGCGAGGGCUCUGGUGCGUUGACGUGCACUACCUGCCAGGGCAAUGGCAUUCAGCCCCGGUACCUUGACCGCCGAGAGUACAAGGACGAUGAUUAGAGUACAGUUCGUGAAACGGCGACGCUUGUAUCAUGCGUGAAAGAUUGGAACCAGUCAGCAAAGAUGUCCAAGAGGAAAUGGAUUGCUGUGAGUUGUAAUGGCUCGCACUUGUUCAGGGUAGAGUCUCCGGCGUGUGGAGUCUGAGAUCGCAGGCUCUUGACCAUACCUUUUGAUUUGUCUCGCUCCAGUUGUAAAAUUUAUGGAGCUCGCACAACCAGGAGAGAUCAGAAAUGAAAAUGAACCUUGCACUGGAAUGUUUUCCUGGUAGAAGGUGUUGCUGAGGCUCAUCCGUGUAAGAAUUGCGGCAUUCAAGCUUACACUGAAGAUUCUUUACAAUGUAGGUAGCUUGAGCUAAAGCAGUCCUUGUGCAAUCUGAAUUGUUCUUCUGGAAACUCGUACUGAAAAUGUUAUCAAUAUGUGACAACCUUCUACUAUGAACACACAAAUGUUUUCUAUGUCAA
Molecule: messenger RNA, 1086 nt
Organism: Physcomitrium patens
Lineage: Eukaryota; Viridiplantae; Streptophyta; Bryopsida; Funariales; Funariaceae
Product: protein SPA, chloroplastic
Source: RefSeq, a predicted model, not a curated record